Mesocricetus auratus (golden hamster) is the source of this 1657-nucleotide messenger RNA. It is a transcript of the gene Atp6v1c2, whose product is annotated as ATPase H+ transporting V1 subunit C2. The record is from RefSeq and is a predicted model, not a curated record. Gene Ontology annotation, molecular function: proton-transporting ATPase activity, rotational mechanism. Gene Ontology annotation, cellular component: lysosomal membrane; vacuolar proton-transporting V-type ATPase, V1 domain. The coding region runs from base 287 to 1516 and encodes 409 amino acids. NCBI's taxonomy places the organism in Eukaryota, Metazoa, Chordata, Mammalia, Rodentia, Cricetidae. Gene Ontology annotation, biological process: proton transmembrane transport. The transcript is spliced from 13 exons.
AUUCCCUUGUUGGCCUCUCUGAUGAGUUGGGGAAACUCGAUACCUUUGCUGAAAGUUUUCCACCAGUUCCUCUGUGACGCUUGCUCACAAAGUCAUUGUUAAGAUGGCGUCAGCUAGCUGGAUACACUGUCACCAGAGUCGGGUCUCCAAAACGUGGAGGAAGCAACAGAGGAAAACAGAACUAAACAGGGCAUGGAUUUGAACUUGUAACUCACAGAAGAAAGUGGCCUUCUGUCGUCAGGAGACCUGAGGAGGGAUAAACAGCCUCCCUGAGGGAAUCACAGAUAUGCAAAUCGGGAUGGCAAGGAGAUGUAGGUUUCCAGCUAAAAGACUGGCAGAGACUAAAAGGACUCCUGUGGCUGGUGUUGGCCAGCGUAUUGGGAAACAAGUAGGCUUCUGCAUUCUCGGGGAAGCGGACAUUGGCUUGUUCCUCAUAAAGAGAAUGGCUCAGAGCGUGGUGGAGGUCAUGGAAGACUCCAAGGGCAAAGUCCACGAGAACCUCCUGGCUAACGGAGUUGACUUGACAUCCUUUGUGACGCACUUCGAGUGGGACAUGGCCAAAUAUCCUGCCAAGCAGCCACUGGUGAGCGUGGUGGACACACUGGCCAAGCAACUGGCACAAAUCGAGACAGACCUGAAGUCCCGCACGGCUGCAUACAGCGUUCUGAAGGCCAACUUGGAGAACUUGGAGAAGAAGUCCAAGGGGAACCUCUUCACUCGAACGCUAAGCGAUAUCGUCAGCAAAGAAGACUUCGUACUUGAUUCGGAAUAUCUCAUAACCCUUCUGGUCAUCGUCCCUAAGUCAAGCUAUGCACAAUGGCAGAAGACAUAUGAGUCCCUAUCGGACAUGGUCGUCCCUCGGUCAACCAAACUGAUCGCCGAGGACAAUGAGGCUGGCCUCUUCACAGUGACACUCUUCCGAAAAGUGACUGAAGAUUUCAAAGUUAAAGCGAAAGAAAACAAGUUCAUUGUCCGGGAAUUUUACUAUGAUGAAAAAGAAAUUAAAAGAGAAAGGGAGGAGAUGACCAGGUUGCUGUCUGAUAAGAAACAACAGUAUCAAACAUCCUGUGUUGCUCUUAAAAAGGGAUCAGCCACCUACCGGGACCACAAGGUUAAGGUAACCCCGCUAGGUAACCCUGCUAGGCCCGCUGCGGGGCAGACCGACAGAGACAGAGAGAGUGAGGGAGAGGGCGAGGGACCUCUGCUGCGCUGGCUCAAGGUGAACUUCAGCGAGGCCUUCAUUGCCUGGAUCCACAUAAAGGCCCUGCGGGUGUUUGUGGAGUCUGUGCUCAGGUAUGGACUUCCAGUAAACUUCCAGGCUGUGCUUCUGCAGCCCCAGAAAAAGUCAGCCACCAAACGCCUGAGAGAGGUGCUCAAUUCAGUCUUCCGGCACUUGGAUGAGGUCGCUGCAGCAAGCAUACUGGACGCCUCUGUGGAAAUCCCUGGACUGCAGCUCAGUAACCAGGACUAUUUCCCGUACGUGUACUUCCACAUCGACCUCAGCCUCCUGGACUAGGUGGCCAGCCUGUGUCACUGCAGCCUACCUUGCUCACAGCCAGACGACCAAGUCCUACAGGAUCCUGACUCACGAGAAACUCAAAGACGUUAGUUAGAGUGUAUUUAUUUUUUUAAGUUACAAUAAAAUGCUCAGUUCUGA